AUGCAGUCCCCCAGGAUGGCAGGGAAGAAGCGAGGGAGACCCCCACUGCAGCCAGCCCCCAUCAAAAUGGCUGUUCACAACCUCUUCUCAGCACCAGCUGGUGCUCUGCCAGUCGUGAAGAUCCCAAAGAAGAGAGGGAGAAAACCUGGGCACAAGCUGAAAUCUCGUGUGCUGAUGACUCCUUUAGCAAUCUCUCCGCCGAGAAGCACGCCAGAGCCCGAUAUUAGUUCAAUCCCCCAGGAUGCAGCUACGGUUCCCGACUCGGACACCCCACAGGCUCUCACAGUCUGUAUUUAUGUCAACAAACAAGCGAACCUGGGGCCGUACCUCGACAGAAAAAAGGUGCAGCAGCUGCCAGAGCACUUUGGCCCGGAGCGGCCGGCGGUGGCCCUGCAGCAAGCAGUGCAAGCCUGCAUCGACUGUGCACUGCAGCAGAAGGUGGUCUUCUCCCUCAUCAGGCAGGGCUAUGGAGGCGAGAUGGUGUCAGUUUCAGCUUCUUUUGAGGGGAAGCAGCAUUUCCAGAGCCUGCUGGUGGUGAACAGCAUCGGGUAUGUCCUGCGCUUCCUGAAGAAGCUGUGUCGCAGCCUGCUGUGUGACAAUCUCUUCAGCAACCAGCCUUUCCAGCAGCACAGUGCUGUGACAGACAGCCCAGAGGGGUAUGAAAACAGACAGAUGGAGGCAGAGACAGUUAUACCUGAGGACUACCUGGCUGAUGCUCCAAACAGGAAGCAGUACAGUGUGGAUCCUGCCGACGCUGCCUUGGGCUCCAUGGGCUCCGUGUGCACCGUGCGGCAGAGUCCUGCAGAUGGACACCCUGCUGGAGGCUCCUCUUCCUCCUGCAGCCAUCGUCCUGCCCAGGUGUCUUCAGGGGGGUCCUCAUCUACUGCCCUGCGGCAUCACACCUCCAGCCCAACAAGGAAUGGGGCCUAUCUUGAAGGAAACACAAGUGCCUCAAGUCCUUCACCUGAACGACAAGAUGCAGCUCGGCCAUCAAGCAAGAAUCCUUUGACCUGGACGGUGGAUGAUGUGGUUUGGUUUGUGAAGGAUGCAGACCCUCAAGCUUUAGGCCCUCACGUGGAGCUCUUCAGAAAACAUGAAAUUGAUGGCAAUGCUUUGUUACUGCUGAAAAGCGACAUGAUCAUGAAAUACCUGGGGCUGAAGUUGGGACCGGCACUGAAACUGUGUUACCACAUUGAUAAGCUCAAGCAAGCCAAGUUCUAA
Sturnus vulgaris (Common starling) is the source of this 1221-nucleotide messenger RNA. It is a transcript of the gene SCML4, whose product is annotated as Scm polycomb group protein like 4. Gene Ontology annotation, molecular function: chromatin binding; histone binding. Gene Ontology annotation, cellular component: nucleus. The record is from RefSeq and is a predicted model, not a curated record. Gene Ontology annotation, biological process: negative regulation of DNA-templated transcription. Lineage: Eukaryota; Metazoa; Chordata; Aves; Passeriformes; Sturnidae.